Messenger RNA from Linum trigynum, 5111 nucleotides. NCBI's taxonomy places the organism in Eukaryota, Viridiplantae, Streptophyta, Magnoliopsida, Malpighiales, Linaceae. The record is from the annotation of a GenBank genome assembly.
ACCCAUCAUGUCAUCAGUCUUAUCUAUUUUCAUGUGCUUCCAUCCUUCUUUUGUAUUUUGGCCUGCCUGGUGUCUCGCAAUUUAAAGGUUAGACGCUAGGACACUCCACUGCGCUAAUAACAAAUGAAGGGGAAAGGGCUUAUAGGCGCAAAAAGCCAAAUCACCUUUCUUGUUUCUACCAAAGCUCAAUAAUGUAAUCCGAAAACUUCUCCCAGAACCGCACGUCUCUAUCGCUUUCUCUCCUUUCUACUCCAUUUAUACUUUCAGCUCCAUCUCUUCCCUUCCCUCCGCCUUCUAACCACUGCCACGCUGCCAGAGAUCACUGACUGGCUGCUCAGAACUUCUCGAUUGAAGGUGAGAAAAGAAAAUCCCUUUGAUUGAUCGCUGAUCUUUUGUGCUCGAUCCUUUUCGAGCUGGGUCUGGUCGAAAGUUCGGGUCUUUGAGUUUCGUUUUCCAUUUAUCGAGCCAAUUCAUGAACUGGGUUCCGUUUGUUUGUAGACACUGGAAAUGGGGUUCGAGAAGAAAGAGUAUGAAUUUCUAGAGGAGAUCGGGUUGAGCUCGAAGAAUGUUGGCUGUUACGUUAAUGGAAAGUGGAAGGCAAAUGGACCUGUGAUCACCACUACGAACCCUGCAAAUAACCAGCCUAUUGCUGAAGUAGUGGAGGCUUCGUUGCAAGACUAUGAGGAAGCGUUGCGAGCUUGCAGUGAAGCAACUAAGACAUGGAUGCAGGUUCCUGCGCCCAAGAGAGGUGAGAUUGUUAGACAGAUUGGGGAUGCACUGAGAGCCAAGCUUCAGCAGCUCGGUCGUCUUGUUUCUCUUGAGAUGGGAAAGAUACUACCAGAAGGAAUUGGAGAAGUUCAAGAAAUUGUCGACAUGUGUGAUUUUGCUGUGGGGCUAAGCAGGCAACUGAAUGGAUCAGUAAUCCCUUCAGAGCGUCCUAACCACGUCAUGUUGGAGAUGUGGAACCCACUUGGAAUAGUUGGUGUCAUCACUGCUUUCAACUUCCCGUCUGCUGUUCUUGGAUGGAAUGCUUGCCUUGCUCUAGUCUGUGGUAACUGUGUUGUAUGGAAAGGUGCGCCAACUACACCUUUGGUCACCAUUGCACUGACGAAGCUUAUAGCCGAGGUGUUAGAGAAGAACGAGUUACCUGGUGCAAUAUUUACGUCCUUGUGUGGUGGUGCUGAAAUCGGACAAGCAAUAGCAAAAGACACUCGCAUUCCUUUGGUAUCUUUCACCGGGAGUUCAAAGGUUGGCCAAAUAGUGCAACAGACGGUGAGUCAGAGGUUUGGCAAAUGCUUGCUCGAAUUGAGUGGUAACAAUGCCAUUAUCAUCAUGGAUGAUGCAGACAUCCAGCUGGCAGUCCGUUCUGUGCUCUUUGCCGCAGUUGGAACAGCUGGUCAGCGGUGCACAACAUGCCGUCGACUGCUUCUUCAUGAAAGCAUCUACAAGAAAGUACUUGAUCAGCUAGUUGAAUCGUACAAGCAAGUUAAGAUCGGUGAUCCGUUGCAGAAAGGUAUCUUGCUUGGACCACUGCAUACUCCCGAAUCACAGAAGAACUUCGAGAGGGGAAUGGAGCUCAUCAAGUCUCAGGGAGGGAAUAUUCUAACAGGAGGAUCAAUCAUAAAAUCCGAUGGGAAUUUCGUGCAACCCACGAUCGUCGAGGUUGCUCCAACAGUACUUGCAGUUAAAGAAGAGUUAUUUGCCCCAGUUCUCUAUGUCAUGAAAUUUAAGACUUUGGAAGAGGCUAUUGAAAUAAAUAACUCUGUGUCUCAAGGAUUGAGUAGUUCCAUCUUUACCCAGAAACCACAAACAAUCUUCAAAUGGCUUGGCCCACUGGGGAGCGACUGCGGCAUUGUGAAUGUGAACAUACCCACAAAUGGUGCAGAAAUUGGCGGCGCAUUUGGUGGCGAAAAAGCCACCGGAGGCGGGCGUGAAGCUGGAAGCGAUUCGUGGAAGCAGUACAUGCGGCGAUCAACUUGCACUAUCAAUUAUGGAAGCGAAUUGCCUCUGGCUCAAGGAAUCAAUUUCGGCUAAUCGGCAUAUGAUUCUGUUCUGCACCUGUUAUGAUGGCACCCCAGUCCAGCCUGGUUGAUCUGAACCUGUCUAGAACAGAUACUUGUGCUGCAGAACUUUGAUCAGAGUGGAUUUCCCCUGCAAACAAAAUGGUAUCAUGUUGUGAGAAUAAGAGAUGUAUAUGCUCAAUUAUAUAGAUAUUGUCAUUCCCUUUAAUGUAAGCUAUGGAGCUGGUCUUUUUGCAAGACCAUAUUGGACAUGGAAUGUUAUAAGAUUUCUAAAAGGGGUUGGUCAAGACUAUAUUUCAUCUCCAUUUCCCUAAUGCCUAUCGAGAUAUUAAAGUCUAUAACACCUUUUUGCUUGCCUUUGAGUACUCUCCAAUCUUUUGUGACACUAACCAUGUAAGCUGAAUAUGAAGACUGGAUCCAGGCAUGGUUUGCUUCUUCUUUGGCCAUUUUCCUCGAGGAAUCACAUAGAAAGGGAAGAGGGUUGAAUCCAAAUGUAAUGAGAAUUAAACAAAGAAGAAGAGUUAGAAUAUCAUUAUGACAUCAAAUGAAGUUCCAAAGGUAUAUUGCAAAGGAAGGGCCAAGUAAGCAAUAAGUGCUCUUUUCCAAUUAGCACAACACCAAAGCUUAAUUAAUAAAUAAUUACAUCCCCAUGUAUGUUAAUUAACUACUCUAUCUCCCUGCUUUCCUGAAAGUUCUAAGAAUAAUACCAAGCAAGGGUAGGGCCAUUAUCAUUGUUCUGAAGCUAACUAGUCAACAAAAGACCAACUUAAUUAUUAAAAAAAAGGGGGUGAUUGUUGUGAUUGACAUCACCUAAUUCAUUGGAUUGGCAGGUUUCACCUGUCUACUAAAUCAAUGCAUACAUUACUUUUCCCCUGCCUACUUGGGUUCAAUCAUUGAGCUUAAUUAAAGGAAAAAACAGAAGAAGAAGAGCUAGCAAGAUUCAUGUGGGUGGGUUGGGUAGCACUUGACCAAACCGCCCCUUCUAGUUAAGUAGUGGGGUCAGGGGUGGGUUAGUUGCGUUUGAUGGUUGGUUAAAUGUGAAAGCUUUGUUCUCAUUUAAUCGAGUUCCAUUUUAUAAGCUGUAUCUAUAUUUUAGACCAAUUGCUUUGCUCCACUUGCUAUUCGUAAUUAGGUCAAAUCCCUCUGUUAUAGAGUCAUAUUUCACGAUAUCACUAUAUGAAAAAUCAUAGUCAGAGAAUAGAAAUUUCUAUAUGGUAACGUCACACCGCGAUUGGAAAUUCUUUGAAUGCAUAGUUAGGAAUGAGAGAUCAUACUACAAUAUAUAACCGAAGAGUCCACCCAACAUGUGAUGUCCCACUUAUAACUAACCCUCCUUUUUUUUUUACAAAAGAUAAUCAUAUAUAGAUUCAAGAUAGGCACCAUUACAUCCGGGAAAACAACCAGACCUGAAAAUUAAACGAGCGACACGUAGACGGGUACAAAGCAAGGGCCUUUCUAGCCACCGAGUUCUUGUGACGGUGUGGAAGUAGGAGGUGUUUUUAUCACCUUUCUUCAGCCAAUGAACCCUCGAUUUUUGUUGCCAGUACACCUCCUCUGCUUCCCAUUGGCGAGUCAGUUCCGUUUCUAGGAUCUUGACCUCCUCCCAAUUGAUGGGGUGAUGGGAUUUGAUAUGUUUAAUCUCAACUUGGAGUGUCUUGAUAUUGCGAAGCGAGCUGGUAGUCCCAGCCCUACUCCAAUCGUAGAGAAGAUGUCUCAAAUUCUUAAGGUUCUCCCAGAGUUGAUACAUCGGGGUCCCAGAGAUUUGUUCUUGCCAUACAUACCUGACCAUUGCCCUACGGAUUGUCCGCCCAUCGGGCAUCAAACCUGAAAAGGGGCCGACUUUGUCGAACAAAGGGUUUGUCCGCAAGGAGCAGUGCCCGAUGAUCCGAACCAAGGUCUGUGCAAUGCUUGACAAGAGUAUCUGGGAAGUGAUCAACCCACCUUAUUAUAUGUUUUCAUCAAUAUUGACUAACCCACUCUCUUAUAUAUUCCUGAGAUUGCGUUCAGAUUUACAACAGUUUUCCUUUUUCUCGAAUUGUUAACUAUUUGUACACAUGGUCGUAUUGACAUCCUUCCCCCUAUAGCAUCACAUUGCACGCUAUUGCAUCACAUGUCCUCACCAAGACGAGUUCGGAUGAGAGAACUCUAUAGUGUGUUUGGUGUAGAUCUCUGAUCAUGUGGGCGCUCUUGAUGAUCAGUUUCUGGAAAGGAAGAUCUCAGAUGCAGUCAAGUAAUGAAGUGACAACAUUUAAUACAUGUAUUGCAGUACCAAAAUCGAGUCAAAGAAAGGUGGGAAGAGACCAAAAAAUUGAUGAAUAUACAGAUGGAGCUAGCUAGGGCAUUCAUUUCCCAUUAGUACAUAGUAUAGUAGUAUGCAGAUGUGGGGCAACUUGGUAGAAAAAUCCAUGCACGUAUUAUUGUUCUGUCCCUUUCACAUUUCUUCAUGCAUUAAAUCGGAGCAACAUACACUUGGUCAUGUUAUAAAUUGUUUGGACUUCCACUAGCUGAUUCAAUCAAUAUCAACUUUUGAAACAUAAAAACACUUCUAAAAAUCAUACUAAAAAGAGUCUACAUAUAUAAAACACUCGAAGAAUACCCAAAUCGAAUGGAACCAACAACAAAAUUAGAUAAAAAAGAAGUGAAAUGAUGUGAAAAAUAUAACCUAUCAUUUAGGAGAUAAGAUGGGAUAAGCAUCACAUGAUUUCACACCCACGAAACCUUUUCUUCCUCUUGUUUCCAUCUCAAAUCUUUGGAUGAGCAUGCUUGAGCUAGCUAAUCCAUUUCUUGUCCUUUAGCACACUAGCUGCUAGACAAACUACUUAAACAUCUGAAUGUCUCAUCAGUACUAUCAAUUCAUCAUGAUAAUUAAUCAUCAUCCUUGUACCUCUGAAAUUGCUUUACUUCUUGGUGGUGCUCACGAUGAUCAGGCGCCGUUUUUUGACCAUUCAUCAUCAGAAGCAUAAAAUAUGUAGGGUGUACUUCGAUUUGGAAAUGAUUAUGAAUGUAUUUUUGUUUAAUUGUGUGUUGUUAACUUGUAAUAUGAAGUGUAUUUGAAAAAAUAUUGUUACUAAAGAAAGGGGAGACUUAUUU